AUGGAUAGCCCUGAGUAUUUCAUCAGCUGGGGGUCAGAGAGAUACGUUCCUCUACAACGAUUCAAAGACCUCCAGUCACAUCGGCACGACCUCAUUCGAUACCAUGGAGAGGUCCUCGAGACAGCUCAAACCUUCACACAGCAUUUUUCGAAACAGCCGCUGCAAAGCUAUGACAUGGAAAGGUCGCUGAAAAAGAACAUGGGUUGUGGCCCCUCAUGUGUGAAUGAAGAUGCAGAUAGCACAUCCAUCUGUUGGUUGGACAUUGUUCGUCAUGGCAAUUUCCAGGAACAAAGUGAGGGGUAUUACUGUUUCAUUCAAGGGAAGGUGUUUUUCCACGACCAGCAAUUACAAAACAGAGUCGACUUUUGCCGAAGCUACGCCCUACAUAUUUCCAAUUCGGGGCCAAGUCACGAAGAAGUAGAGAGGGAGGUGGAGGCCACUAUGGAGAUAUUGACUGAUAUCUCAAACGAACUAACUGACGUUCCAAAAUAUACAAACGGACUAAAAAAUCUUCAACGAGCAAUGGAGAUACGCUUGAGCAACCUUCUAUCCCUCCUGGGUCGUGGCAUAACAUCCCACGCACCAUCUAGUUCAGCACAGUCAAGCUCAUCCAAUGGCUCAAGCGGGUCGGAAGCCUCUUCAGACGACGACCGCGAUAAACCAGUAGCGAUGAAUUUAGACCGUUCCGAGUCGGGUGAGGAUGAGUCGGGAGACGAUAGUACGGAGGAUGAUGACUCGGAGGAUGAUGACUCGGAGGAUGAUGACUCGGAGGAUGAUGACUCGGAGGAUGAUGACUCGGAGGAUGAUGAUUCGGAGGACGAGGGUCCAGGUGAAGAGGGCCCAGAGGACAAUGGGACAGAAAAUGACAAUCCUGGGCAUUUCAACCAUCAACAGAGGAGCAAUGACUCUGACAAUGGAGGCAACGUGGCCCCAGACGAUGGCACAGUGGUUUCAUUAAACCCUUUGCCCUCGAGAACUUCAUAUUCGAUGUCUCUAAUAGCAGAGGAUGAAAAUGCCAUCUCAGCAGGUCAUGCUUCUCUGCUAGAAGAAACCGGAAAUGCUGUCUCGGGGAACCCAAUCACCUCGAAUGGCUCAUCGUCCAUCUCUUCACCAACGGAAAACCAAAAUGACGAUCCAAUCGAUACUGUAUCCUCACAAGAUGAGCCCCAGGUGGAUGCGCACUCACCAAUCCCAGAAAGUCUCACGCAUGACGGGCGCAACACGCCCAUCGAAAGUGAGGGUCCAUCUUCUCGCGCAGUCAAACGCCGGAAAUUCAACAAAAUAUCGAAACCACAGAAGAAACCACCAAAGAGCAAUCGCAUAUCUAGCUAUGAAGAGAGAUCGAUUGCUAUUGCCUGGACAAAGGCCUGGAUAGAAGCCCAUUCAGGCGAAAAAUGGAGACAAGUGACACUCGCCAGAGAAUAUAACAUCAAAUUCGAUGGCAACCGAUCUUACAGCACCCUCAAGACAUGGAUGGAUGAAAGAGAAAAUCCUCAACCGAAGAGCCGGAUUGUGGUAUUGAAAUUUCCUAUUCCGUAUCUGCGCGAGGCAUUAUCGAAUGACAAUUCUUCAUAG
Messenger RNA from Penicillium concentricum, 1575 nucleotides. RefSeq lists its product as uncharacterized. Bases 1 to 1575 code for a protein of 524 amino acids. The transcript is spliced from 2 exons. The record is from RefSeq and is a predicted model, not a curated record. NCBI's taxonomy places the organism in Eukaryota, Fungi, Ascomycota, Eurotiomycetes, Eurotiales, Aspergillaceae.